Molecule: messenger RNA, 2415 nt
Organism: Neoarthrinium moseri
Lineage: Eukaryota; Fungi; Ascomycota; Sordariomycetes; Amphisphaeriales; Apiosporaceae
Exons: 1
Coding region: 1-2415 (804 amino acids)
Biological process (GO): rRNA processing
Cellular component (GO): nucleus
Source: RefSeq, a predicted model, not a curated record
AUGGCGUUCGUGGCUCUACCGCCAGAGCUCCGCAGCAUCUGCCGGAAGCUCACGGCAUACAAGCCAGAACAGCUCCCUGGUCUGCUCCCCGCGCUGCUGAAGGACUUACAGCGCUGCCAGGGCCCGCUAUCAGCGCCGCAGGAGUCCAAGAGCAAUGCGAACUCCUCCGAGGCAGGUGUCCUGGUGCACAAGCUGAGGACGCACAUCGGCACCCUCCUCAACGGGAGAAGUGUUGAGGGGCGUUUUGCCGCCGUCGCCCUGGUCAAGGCCUACACCGAGGUCGGCGGGUGGGAAUGCCUUCGAACGUCCGAGGCCUGGGUCCGCGGCCUCUUGUCCAUACUCCAGGUAAGUCUCGGCGCCGUGCCCAUGCCUGCUCACCGAUUGACCUCUCAGCAGAAGAAAGAUCCCGCAGUGACCAAAGAGCUGGCCAUUGUUACUCUUACCAAGAUCUACUUGUUGCUGAACAGGUACCAGACAUUGAUCCGGGAGAUCGUCACCCCUACCCUGCCCACCUUUGCCUCUGCAUGCCUCCAGAUCCUGAAGCCCCCGAGCUCCAGCAAGGCUGGAAAGGCUCCCCUGGGCCUUACGGAAACGAUAUUCGAGGCACUGUCUAGCCUCAUCCCGCUUUACCCUACCACCUUGCGCCCCUCCGCCUCCCAGAUCCGGUCCAUCACAAGGCCAUAUCUUGCACCGACCAACUCAGAUGAGGCAAUUGUACCCCAGAGCCUGAAGAGCAGCGCUCAGCGCCUGGUGAUCCGACUUCACAUGACGGCCGCCAAGAAUGGCGGCUCCGAGGAGUGGGCGAAGCACACUGCUGCACUGAUCAAGGAUUUCCACGAGACGGCAGAUCAAGUGUUCCGAGCUGUACAGGAGACCUGGGAGUCGGCCACUGGGUACUCUCGCCAGCCUGUAGACUACAACACCGAGCCGUGCGGAGGCGGCAGCUCCGCAGAGCAGCUCCCCGAGUGGACAGGUCUUCAGGCCGGAAGUGAGCGGGUGGUUGGUCUGCUGCAGAGUCUGGCUUCUUGUCUUCAAUGUGCUACCAAGGUACCCGUCACGGUACCGGUGAGCGCCCUUGCGGACCUGGCAGCCCGCGUCUCGUCCAUUGUACCGCCUCAUCCGGGCCAGGACAAGGACGCGUCCAUCCAGCUCAACCCCGCCGUCGGCAGAGAGGAGAAGGAUGAGCUGUGGACCGUCUUUCCAGAGAUACAAAUCGCCACCAUGCGCCUCCUUCAGGCUCUGGCGCGGAGGUUAGGAAGCAACUACACCCCCCUUGCCCAGGAUACGUUGGACCAGACCAUGCGGAUCAUCGAGGGCGGCUACCGCUUUCCAGAAGUUCGUCUGGCCGCCUUCGCCUUGACGACCGAGCUGCUCCAGCUCUGCGGUCCCACCAUGUCAAAGGCCAACGUGGACGCUUUGUCUUUAGUUGCAAUGACGUGUUGUCGUGACCUCCUAGGAGCGGCCGGCCAUAUCAAAGCUCCCAAGCAGCAGCAGGCCUCGUCAGCAGGACAGAACGGCGCCAAGUCCAGAAACACCGCACAGAACGCCGAUGCCUUCCUCUCUUCCAAUAUAGAAGAGGAAUCGGUGGCCGUUACUCUUGCCCCGGAGCAUCUGGCGGCCGCCGAGAAGUUUCUGGUUACCCUGUUCAGCCAUCUCCCACAACAUUACCUCAACCCCGAGCUUCGAUCCCGCAUGCUGAGGGCCGCCAUCUUGUGCAGCAUCAAAGACGCCCAGGUUGCCAGCAUACUCCACCCGUCCAAGGACAAGAACGGGCGGACGCCGCAGGUCAUCCUGCCCUACCUCCACCAGCAGUUCCCCCAUGACGAGACCGUCGAGAUCCUGCGUUUCAGCUUCCGGCCCGCAUCCACCGGGGCCAGAGGGGACUUGAUGGACCUGGACGACGAGGAGAUGAUGACGAUACAGACCGGCGACGCGGCUUCGUCCGACAAGCCCAGGAACGGGCUCGCCUUCGACCGCCCGUUCCAGCCUACCGCCGCCCCGGCAGCACAAGACGGGGCGGACGAGCCCGUGGUCGCCAGGACCGCGCCCCCGGUGCCCGGCAUCGCCGCCGAGACCGCCCCCAGUCCGUUCAUAUCCGAGCCCGGGGCCGACACGAACCCGCUCAAGCGCAAGAACGACAACGACGACGUCGAGAUGGUCAUCUCGCCCAAGCGGAUCAGCAUCGACGACGAGUCCGCCGGUGGCCUGGACCCCGGCUUCGGGGCCAUGGGGACGCUGGUCGAGUCGACGCUUGCGACGGUCCCCGCGCCGCGCCCCGAGGUGCAGGGUGGGUUUGGCGCGGGCGGGGAUGCGGAAGCCGGUGAUGGGAGUGAUGAUGAUGACGACGAUGAGAGCGUGCAUCUGAAUAUGGACCUUGACUCUGACGGCGACGAGGGGGACGAAGAUGAGAGCUGA